UGCCCGCACGCGGCCGGCUGGGAGCUCAGGAGAGACUGCGACUCCCAGGAGCUCCCGCGCGAGGAACCACAUCUCCCAGCAUGCUGCGCGCCCCGCCGCUCCCAGCUUUGCUGCGUCUCCCCUGCUUUGCCAGAACCGGACUGUGGCUUCGGGUGAGGACGGGAGCAGCCCGUCCUUCCGGGCACUACGGUGUCCCGCGGGGGCUGUGCGGUCUUGGGCUUGGGCUUGGGCUUGCGCCUGCGCGGCACAGCGGUCUCCAUGGUGGCGCCCGCGGGAGCCAAGACGAGCCUCCGCCACGAUCCGUUUCUUGCAGAAAGGCCGCGCGGAAGCUUUCCCGCCUGCUUCUCUUCUUCGAGGCCCACCUGGCUCCGCCGUUCUGGGGAGCAGGCGGCUCAGAGGCUGUGCGGACCCACGGUUCCAGGCUGGGCCUUCCCCGGCGGUCCCCUGAAGGAGGAGGGCAGCGCACUGGUGCUGGUUCAAGGAUGGACGCGGCCAAGGUUUUUUUUCCAGGUUGCCUUCUAAUGGAAGAAAAUGGAGUUGAUCAUGAUGUCAGCAUGGAGAGAGCCAAAGACUUACUGGUAGUCAACUUGAAUAGGACGGGAGAGUCAGAAACACAUGGCCAUUCGUUUCAGCAUCUAACCUGCAUGGAUUCCAGAGAACCGUCAUUUGGACAGAACAACUCUCCAGCAGUCUUGCCCAUUACAGUGCACGUUUCGGACAGUUCUUCUGCACCUUCAAAUACAGCAGUUCACCUGUCCCAGCAGCAGCCUCCUUCCAUAGAAGAAUUUCAUCUAGUAGACCCGAAUGGUCAGCCUCUCUAUGAGCUUCAGUCAAUAGGGGGUUCCAGUACACAGAUGAUGAUUGUUGCCAGCCAGUCAGAAAAUGGACAGGUACUACAUGUAAUACCUUCUACCCAGCCAGGAAUGGCGCAAGUGAUUAUUCCUCAAGGGCAACUUUUGGAUGUAACCAGCGCUCAAGAUGUUUCAGAAGAUAAACGCAAUGCUGGGAACUUACAGACUGUUGCAGUGGCUGCUAUUGCAGAUGGUACAAGCAGUUAUAUCCUUCAUCCUCACGCGUCCCUCACAGUCUCCAAAAAGACAGGUUCCAGGAUGGUGGAAGACCCUUUUCCUGUCCCUCUUCAACCACUACCCCCAAACACUCCUGCGUGGGCUCGUCGUCUCAGGCACUGUGAGAAAAUUGGGGACUCGUACCGUGGCUAUUGUGUGAGCGAGACAGAAUUAGAGAGUGUUCUAACGCUACACAAGCAGCAAACACAAAGUGUGUGGGGGACACGCCAGUCUCCAAGCCCAGCCAAACCUGCCACACGGUUGAUGUGGAAAUCUCAGUAUGUCCCAUAUGAUGGGAUCCCUUUUGUCAAUGCAGGAAGUAGAGCCAUUGUGAUGGAGUGCCAGUAUGGGCCAAGGAGGAAAGGUUUCCAGCCCCGAAAAGCUGGCGAGCAGGAACAUUCCUCAGGCCAUCUGUACAAAGCCACUUGUCCAGCGCGAAUCUAUAUUAAAAAGGUUCAAAAGUUUCCUGAGUACAGAGUUCCUACUGACCCCAAAAUUGACAAGAAAAUCAUACGAGUGGAGCAAGAGAAAGCAUUCAACAUGCUGAAGAAGAAUUUGAUGGAUGCAGGAGGGGUUCUCAGGUGGUAUGUGCAGUUACCCACCCAGCAAGCGCACCAGUACCAUGAAAUGGAGCCCUCCUGCCUUCCUCUUUCACCCUCCCAUUUCCCCAUAUCUUCUCCUGAGGAAGAGGAAGAUGGACUGAGAGAUGAGAACUGUGCUUUGCCCUCUCGACUUCAUCCGCAAGUAGCAGAUAAAAUCCGAGAACUGGUAUCUCAGGGAACAGAACAAGUGUAUGCUGUGAGGAAACAACUAAGAAAAUAUGUGGAACGAGAGCUUUUCAAACCGGAUGAAGUGCCAGAGAGGCAUAACCUGUCUUUUUUCCCCACUGUGAAUGACAUCAAGAACCACAUCCAUGAGGUGCAGAAGUCCCUGAGAAAUGGGGAGAUGGUGUAUAACUCUGAAAGCAUCCCAGCAACGCUGCAGUGGACCACAGACAGUGGGAAUAUAUUCACGGAGACAGUAACUGUUACAUUUGCAUCACCACCUGCAGAGGGGAGCUCACCAGGAGAAUCCGUCAUCACCAAAGUGGAACGCAGUCAGACUGAGGAGUCCUUGCCUCCGGAGACAGCUCAGCUAUUGUCUUCACUCUCAUCGCUCCGGCCCAAGAUAUUUGCACAACUUCAGGGAUUGCAGCUGCAGCCAACAUAUGCCUCUACAGAUGGAGCAACAGCCCUCAUAGCUGUAAAUAGCCACUCUCUUCCCAGCCCCGCCAGCCUUCUGGAUUCCAUAGGGAGUGCAAUAACUAACCACUCUCUAGUACUCAGCCAAGGACAUAACCUUCAAACAGGUGCCAAUUUAACGCAGGGCAACAUUAGUGCUUCCAGUCUUGGAAAUCUGCCUGUACCAGAUCAAAAUUUGGUUGCUAUGGGCCAACUGGUAACUGUCAGAGGUGUGGAGGACACAGGAAACUUGGAAGGAAGUAUCCAUCAGAUUCUUUUGGGAGAUGUACAAACUAUUCCAAUACGGAUAGUGGACAACCACCCAGCUCUCAUUGAAGAAAAUCCUGAAGGUACCGUAUGUGUGGGCCAAGUUAAACAAGAACCCAGAGAACAAGCAUUGUCUGUAGAGGGAGAUAAAAUCAGAGACUGCCACAGUUCCUCCACUAUUUAAAUCUAUGAAUGCUUUAAGGAUUUGCAACUCAGAGGACUCUACAUUUCUUGGAAAAGAAGGCGAAUAUUCUCAAAAUAAUGCCAUUCUUCAAAAUGGCAUUGUGACAUUCAGCAUAGGCACCAUGCACUAGUUCUGACAGACAGCUGCUUUGAUUUACAGCUGAUACGGUUCACUGCCAAUUCCAGGUCAUGCAGUUCCCAUGUGGAGCACGACCUCCCUCUUCCUUCCAAAUUUUGGGUAAUUCAUAUAUUAUCCAGACUGGUCAGUGUUUCAGCAGGUCUUCCACAAUUAAAUCCAUGAGUUCUAUAAUGUGGGUCUAAAAGCUGCUCUUGCUAGACUCUUUGAAACCCUUUCUUGUCUUGGUGCUCCGUAGGCGCACAAUCUGCCCUGAAAUAUUAAUUGUAUCUACAAUGACAAUAGUUUUAUGGGAAAACUAAUGUCUUUGAAAACCAAGAUGCUAAACUUAAGAGUGCUGAGGGAUAGCAGACAUUUGAAAAAUGUGGACUAGAACUCUAGGAGUUUUAGUGAAGUAAAGAUAAAGAAAAAAAGGGAAAGUGCUGUUGCCACAUGAAAGCAAAGAUGUAUAAUGAACAGAAGUGUAUGGAUUGAAGUGGUAAAGGAGUCUUUAUGUUUUGCCACUUACAUUUAGCCUUCUGGCAUUUACAAUGGGGUUUAUUUUCUCAGCCUGCAGUCUUUAUUCUGAAAGGGCAGCUGCCCAGCUGGUCAUAAUAACCAAAAGCAACAGUCCUGUCUCUUGGUGAAUGAUUACUUCAGCUUAUUUCUCUUUUACUUUGUGCACUUACACCAUGCAUUCAGAUAAGCAUUAUACAGUUUAACACAUUGAUGUUUACAGGGAAGGUAUUAGUGGUACCAUGCUACAAAAGAGCCUCCCAAACCUUUAGCUACCUGAGGAAUUGAUACAAGCAAUAGGAAUACAAGCAAUAUGCAUAAGUAUGCUGUUUUCAGUAUUCAGAGAAUAAAUGUGUGUCUCAAAUUUUAACCAGAAACCAGUUAAAAGUCCUUUUCGGAUUUAAAAAGGUUCUGUAUUGUUUCUAAUAGAUUACAGGUAUAUUUAAGGAGCGAAUUCAAUUAAGAUUAGAGGAAUUUUUUUUCUACAUCAUAUUCCAGCAUUAGCUAGGCCCCUAUUAAGCAGCAAAAAUAGUCAUAGUCAGCAUGACAAGCAUCAUUCUUAACAAAUGCCUCAUACUUUCAUAAAGUAUAUACAAAUCAGUUUUAAGCACUAAGUGAAAUUUAAAAAAAGGUCCAUUAUAACUUCCAAAUUAACUCUAAUUGGUUUGCUUCAGCUACUGAGUUUUAUUCUGUCAUUCUCAACCACUAUAGGUAAAGCUUUAACAGCAUUUCCACUAUUAAUCCCUAUUUCAAGUGAUUGAUAACUCAGUAAUUUUUAAUAAAUCAUUAUAACUUGUAUGACUUUCAGAAACUUGACCCAAGAACUUUUUCCAUUUACAUAUUCAUCCCAAAAAAACAGCUUGUCAAUUUUAACUACUGAUGUGAAAAAAAGAAAGAAUUGUAAAUGUUUGUAGAUGAAAGGAUAAAAAAAUGAUACACUUAACAUAUGCAAAGAAUGUGCAAAAAUCUAUAACUAUUAGACAUUUGAAAUUAUUUUUGACCUUACUAUUUUGUCCUUACUUUUGUGAAUUUAAGCUAAAACUCCUUGAAGGCUCCCAUUACACUUAGGAUCUCCAAAUUACUUUACUUGCACAUCAGUUAGGUAAGUACUGUGCUUAACCAUACCUCCAAAUAUUUUUACUUCUGUGAGUUUAACAUAUACUACUAACACAGUUUGUUUUAAUAUUAAUGGUUUAGUUUAAUCUAAGAUUUCAAACAGGGUCUGUGUUCUUAGGUAAGAGCACAUUGUGGGGACAUUGAGAAUUUCUAGUUCUGUGGAGUAUCCUAUAUUAUGUUUAAACUCAUUUCUUUUUGUGGUAUGCCUCAUACAUUUCUGUAUAAGUAAAUCCAAUGAGAUCUUGCCUUUCAGUUUAUAUUUCUGUUAACAUUGUGGCACAUCUAGAAUGAAUUAAUGUUCAGUCCUGCUUCAUUCACUGCACUGGAGUCCACAGCAUAUAGAAUUAUUUUUUUUCAAAUUUAGUCAACAGUACGUUAAAAAUUGAUACCUCCUCCCCCUCAACAGCUGUUUAGUAUCAGUUACCUUCUACUGCUUGUUUUUUUAUUUCAACCAAUACAUUCCAAAUUAAAACACCCUCUUCCAUACUUCAGUAUUAUUAAUCUGAAAGUUUGAGUCAAAAGAGCAAACUAGAAUUAAAUGUUACCAGUGUUAGGUUACAGAUUUUUUACAGUAAAAAACCUAAGUUCACAACAAUUUUAAAUUCUCACUGUUCUUGUUUCUCCAGGGAGCAGGAUACUCAUUUAAUAGUUACUGUUCUUCCUAAUUUGAGUCAUUAAUUAUCUGAUCUACAAUAAACAAGGAUAUAAACUUCUGUUCAUGGUGAUGCAGACUGUUAAAGGAAAUACUUCUUCCAUUCAUUUUCAAUAGCAGCCUGAGUGCCUAUUUAUAAUCUACCUGGAAUUGCACACUACUCUGUAAAGAAUAGAAUAAAAAUGUUGCCAUUAAAAGGAGAUAAGAUAUUAAAGGGCAGCAAUGUAGUAGAAUAAAUUACAAACAAAUAAAAAUGUUACAAGCCUAUUUCUCUAGUUUGUUCAUAGAAACAUGAAAAAUCAUUUGUUUUUCAUUUUGAACUGCUUUUUUUUGCUGAAACUCAUAGUUUACAAAAAACUUUAGCGUCUCAAAAUUCGAAUUCUUCUAUCCUUUAAAUAUAGACUCAGGCUUUUUGCUAGUGUCAUUCUUUGAGAUACCACAGUCCUCCCUCAUACAAAGUUAUGUUUAUGUAAUUUGUCAUGUUUCACAAAAAACUGAAGUGAACUGGGCACAUAGGCCCAGUCAUUGUACUCAGAUUGAUAGUGGACUAGUUUUCAGUGGAAGGUUACAGUUGAGAGAGACCUUUCUUCUCUCAUGUAUACUUGUGUAAAUCAGAAAUAAAAUGCAUUGAUUUCAAUGCAGUCAGACUGGUUGAGUGAGAGACCAAUCAAGCCCAGUGCUUUUUUGAGAAUGUUGCAGUAAGAUCCAUAGAAAUUUGGGUUUGAGUUUACAUUGAAAGCAGUUGGUUAUGAGUUUACAGUAGCAGUGGUUCUAAUGUUACAUCCAUUUCUUUAGGGUUGUCCUGUUCAAACCUUUACUUUCCAUGCCUACUAAUGUUGAGCUUCCACAUUUGUUUAAAACAGUCUAAUUCUUUACUGAUCUUUCCUCUAUGUAUCAGUUGCUAAUGGCAGCAAUCGGUCAGUUACAUAAGGGCUUUGUGUGUGUGUGCAUGCUCGCAAAAACUCUGCUAAAAUGCAGAAAAAACACUUGAGAGAUAUGAGUCUGUUUUAUGAAAGAAAGAUAGAAGCCUCUCAGAUGGAAGCCAACAGAGUCAACUGGUCACCUGUUCCUUUUUGUGUUAUUGAGACACAAGCUUGAUGGUGUGCUUAUGAGGAAACUUUCAGCUUGUACGAAGUCUAAAGAGAGGAAUGUACAUGUAUGUUUGUGUAUAUACAUUUGUG
Messenger RNA from Alligator sinensis (Chinese alligator), 6317 nucleotides. RefSeq names its product calcium responsive transcription factor (gene CARF). Bases 81 to 2738 code for a protein of 885 amino acids. Gene Ontology annotation, biological process: regulation of transcription by RNA polymerase II. The transcript has 16 exons. Gene Ontology annotation, molecular function: RNA polymerase II cis-regulatory region sequence-specific DNA binding; DNA-binding transcription factor activity, RNA polymerase II-specific. The record is from RefSeq and is a predicted model, not a curated record. Lineage: Eukaryota; Metazoa; Chordata; Crocodylia; Alligatoridae. Gene Ontology annotation, cellular component: nucleus.